Messenger RNA from Plodia interpunctella (Indianmeal moth), 1237 nucleotides. Its product is annotated as 17-beta-hydroxysteroid dehydrogenase 13-like. Gene Ontology annotation, cellular component: lipid droplet. Gene Ontology annotation, molecular function: oxidoreductase activity, acting on the CH-OH group of donors, NAD or NADP as acceptor. NCBI's taxonomy places the organism in Eukaryota, Metazoa, Arthropoda, Insecta, Lepidoptera, Pyralidae. The record is from RefSeq and is a predicted model, not a curated record. Bases 83 to 1123 code for a protein of 346 amino acids. The transcript is spliced from 6 exons.
AUGGUAAAUUCAAAAUAACACGUCACUUUCUCAAUUUCCGACAAGAAACGUCACAUUAGUCAGUGAUACAUCAAAACUAUGAAUGCAUUUUUAUUAUAAUUUUAUCUUUAUGUCUGCUAAAAGUAUUUUUACUCGUUCCGUUGGGUGUUUGGCGCGGAGGUUCAGGUCUUUGCAGGAGGUGUGGAUACUGCCAUGGUGGGGUAGUGGGGGGUUUGCCAAUGCCCCCCUCUGGGCCUUGGACACGUUGGUGUUGGUGGCCAAGUUGCUGUCGACGUGUGGUAUGGCGAUUGUUAGGAUAGUGAUACCGCCGGUGAAGAAGAGUUUAUAUGGGGAAACUGUUUUAAUAACUGGUGCUGGCAACGGCAUCGGUCGCGAGUUGGCGAUCCAACUGGCGGAGCUUGGAGCCAUAGUCGUCUGCUGGGACUGCGACUCCAGACGCAACAACGCUGUCAUGGAUGAGAUCAGGAGCAAGGACGGCGAGUGUAUAGGGUAUACGGUGGACGUGACUGCGCGGGAGCAGGUGUCCGCGAUCGCAGCAGCCAUGCGCAGGAGAGUCACCGACGUGUCCAUGGUCAUCAGCAAUGCUGGAGCUCUGACGUGCGCGCCGCUCAUGGCUCUCAAGCCUGAGGCGGUGGUCAAGCUUGUGGAGAUCAAUAUGUUGGCUCAUUUCUGGCUAAUCCAAGCAUUCCUCCCGAGCAUGAUCGAGAGGCGUCACGGUCACAUUGUGGCCAUAAACUCGAGCGCAGCGUUAAUGCCAUACGCUAACAUGGUGCCGUAUACUGCGGCUAAAUUUGGACUACGGGGACUGAUGGAGUCAAUCAGCGAGGAGCUACGCCUGAACACGUGGACUAAGAAUAUCAACACCACAUCUGUUUACAUGUCAACAGUGUCCACUGGGGUGUGUCCGACCACACACCGGUUCACCUCCUGGCAUAAGGAGGUCACGGCUCAAGAUGCUGCUAAAAUUAUUAUCGAUGGAAUCCGCAAGAACCACAAAACAAUCUGCAUACCCUGGUUCAUGAAGUUGUUCAUGGACUUCCUUUACAUUCUCCCAUACCGCAUAAGGAUCAUUUUCACUGAUUUCUUCAAUUUCAGUCAUCGUGGAUGGUUCUGUUUUUGCUAAAGCCUAACAAACGUUGAUUUUAUUAGAUUAAUUUGUAUUUUUAUGCAUAUGUUUAAAUAUAUAAAGAUCUUAAUUGUUUAGGUAUGUAUUACAAUAAAAGUAUUACAAAAUAAG